This is a messenger RNA of Tachyglossus aculeatus (Australian echidna), 3573 nucleotides long. It is a transcript of the gene FBH1, whose product is annotated as F-box DNA helicase 1. Gene Ontology annotation, biological process: double-strand break repair via homologous recombination; replication fork processing. The record is from RefSeq and is a predicted model, not a curated record. Gene Ontology annotation, cellular component: nucleus. The coding region runs from base 42 to 3263 and encodes 1073 amino acids. Gene Ontology annotation, molecular function: ATP binding; hydrolase activity; 3'-5' DNA helicase activity. The transcript has 21 exons. Lineage: Eukaryota; Metazoa; Chordata; Mammalia; Monotremata; Tachyglossidae.
GCCCACGGCCCGGGCAGGAUCGCCCAGCACCCAGAGUGCGAAUGUUUAAGCGACUCCAUCUCACAGCAACUGACUGUCAAGACCUUUCCCACUCCCAGGAGGGUUCAUCUUCCCUGACCCAGCCCUUCAGUCAAAGAUGGAGCAGCAGAGAUCUGAACUGGGGACUCUACCCUAGCCCCAGAACCAAGAGGUGGAGUAAAGGGCCGAGCUCUCAGAGACGUGUCUCGGCCUGUUUCUCGGCUGCCCGCCCAGCGGGUUCCAGAGCCAUGGCCGAAGCCCCCGUCGACCACGAUGGCUCCCAGGAAUCCGGCGAUGUGCUGAUCUCCGGCUACGAGCCGCGGGCCGGGGGAGUCGGGGCCGGCCGGGGCUCCCCCGGACCCUCCCUGUCUUGCAGGAAGCGCCCUGCCUGCUUUGGGGAGGGGACUGAGAGCCAGCCCCCGGGGCCUGACCAGUGGGGUGGGACAGUGAAGAAAGCUCUGAGAGGCCCUGGGCUUCCGCCUCAUCCAGGGUCUGGGGAGAUCCUGCAGGAAACCGAGGGCAGCUUCUCACGGCGUCACCCGGGGCACGAGGCGAUCCGACAGAAAGGUGACCUCCCUCGGCACGUUGCCGAGCAGUGGGAGAUGAAGCAGGAAGCCCCGGCCGACUCUUCCCGGCUCUCCCCAAGAUCCAGAGCCGCAAAAUGGGACACUGGGGACCGGAGCCCCGACCCCAUUCCCGACCCUUGCUUUGGACUCCUGGGCACCUCAUCUUCCCAGGAGCCCCAAGGGCACAUUUCCAGUCUCCCUGAAGAAAUCCUGAGGACCAUCUUCAGUUUCCUGUCCGUGAGGGACCUCUGUCGCAACCUGAGCCUCGUGUGCCACCUCUGGAGGGAGAUCAUCAGCGAUCCGCUGUUCAUCCCCUGGAAGAAGCUGUACCUCCAGUACCAGAUGAGCGAGGACCAGGCCAUCCGCAAAGUGGACGGCAUCCUGGCGAGCUGCGGGCUGUCCAAACGGGAGAACCGCUGCCUGCUGAAUCUCAUACGGUAUUCAGCCACCUCUAAAGGGGUCCAGUGCCGAGACCCCGAAGCGGCCCUCGCUUGCCUGAAGGACCACCCGCUGUUUCCCAAGGCGGAAGCCUGCCUGCAGACCCAUCUGCCCGACCUGUACAGUGGUGGCGGGGGGAUCAACGUGUGGGCCUUGAUGACGACAAUCGUGCUCCUUUCCAGUGGCGUUAGCGACAUCCAGGGCCUGCUCUCCUGCCUCGGGAGACCCAGCUCCAAGCUGUCCAUGUUGGACAUCACCGAGGCCAUGUACUGCCUGGCCGUGCUGCUGUACGCCAUGAGAGAGAAGGAAAUUCCCGUCAGCAACAGGUUUCAUUACAUCAUCUCCUACUGCCUGCACCUUCUGGAGAAUUCCAGCAGUCCUAUUGGAGGGGUAAGACAGGAAUCAGCCUGCCAGGAUGGGAGGGCCAUCCAGCUGACUCAUGAACAACAGCAGAUUCUGAACCACAGAAUUGUGCCUGGCCAGGUGGUGAAAAUCAUGGCAUUUGCAGGUACCGGGAAGACUUCGACCCUGGUCAAGUAUGCUGAGAAGUGGUCAGAUACCAAGUUCCUCUAUGUCGCAUUCAACAAAUCUGUCAUAGAUCAGGCCAAGGGCGUCUUCCCCAAGAAUGUCACCUGCAAAACCUUUCAUUCCAUGGCCUACCAACAGUUCGGACGGAAAUUCCAGGAGAAGAAGAAACUGGGUUUCAAGCAGACGGCCUACUCCGUCAACUUCGUCCUGACCAAGAAAAAUGCCGGGGUCACGAGAGCCAAGCUGGUGUGUGACACCUUAGGGAACUUCUUCUCCUCGGCAGAUGAGAGCCUGGCAUUAGAGCACGUGCCCAUCUGGUGGAAGAACAAUCAAGGGCAGAGGGUCAUGGUUGAGCACCUGGAAAAGCUGAACGCCGUGCAAGAAGCCCAUAAGAUAUGGACGAACAUGCAAAGCCUGAGUAAAUGCAGAGAAGAGGCGUAUAAAAUGACUCAUGAUGGCUACUUGAAGCUCUGGCAACUUAGCAAGCCUCAUCUUACCAGAUAUGGUGCCAUCUUCAUUGACGAGGCCCAGGACUGCACACCAGUCAUCCUGGACAUAGUGCUGUCCCAGCAGGCUGGGAAAAUCUUUGUGGGGGACCCUCACCAACAGAUUUACUCUUUCCGGGGGGCCGUCAAUGCCCUCCUUCACGUGCCACACACUCAUCUCUUCUAUCUCACUCAGAGUUUCCGGUUUGGGGCCGAAAUCGCCUACGUGGGAGCCACGAUACUAGACGUCUGCAAGAAAGUGAGAAAUAAAAUUUUGGUCGGUGGAAAUCAAGAGAGCGGCAUCAGGGGUGACACAAAGGGGCAGGUGGCUUUGUUGUCGCGGACGAACGCCGUUGUGUUUGACGAGGCGGUACAGCUGACCAAGGGGGACCAGCCUGCCAAGAUUUAUUUUGUUGGGGGGAUUAAAUCAUUUGGAUUGGACAGAAUUAUCGAUAUUUGGAUUCUGCUUCAGCCAGAAGAGGCACGAAAGAAGCAAAACCUGAUCAUCCAGGACAGCUUCAUCAGGAGGUGGGCACAGCAAGACGGCUACAGUAACUUCAAGAGGUAUGCGGCCAACGCCGAGGACAAGGAGCUGGAAGCAAAAAUUGCCGUCGUUGAAAAGUACAACUUCCAAAUCCCGGAGCUGGUGAAAACGAUUGAACGCCACCAUGUAACUGACCCGACUUUUGCAGAAUACAUUCUGGGCACCGUGUUCAAAGCCAAAGGUUUGGAGUUCGACACCGUGCAGAUUUCAGAUGAUUUUGUGAAAGUUCCCUGCGCCAGGCACAACCUCAGUCAGCUGCCUCAGUUCAGAAUCGGUAACUUUCCUGAUGACGAAUGGAAUCUGUUGUAUGUGGCAGUGACUCGUGCUAAGAAGCGUCUGAUCAUGACCAAGACGAUAGAGAACAUUUUAACUCUGGCUGGGGAAUAUUUCCUGCAAGCGGAGCUGACCAGUGACAUCCUGAAGGCCGGCGGGGCUCCGUGCUGCGUGGAGCAGUGCCACAAUUCUGUGUCCGAGGCAUCCGUGCUCACCAUGAGGAAGCUCUCCAUCACUUAUAGUGACAAGAAAGAGGACAAGGGCGGUUACCUUUGCCCUGCCUGCGUGGAGCAGCGUGUGGGGCCCCUGACGUUCCUGACGGCCUCCCCGGAGCUCGUGAACUCCUUGGUGCACACGGUGGAGGCACUGGUGCUGCCCGAGCACGAUGCCUGGCUCUUCGAUAUCUUCUGAUGGCCAGGUGACCGUGGCCCGGCCCACCCGCUGCUCUCUGCUCUCUCCGCCGCCCCGGGAGUGGGAGAGCUGCAUCACUAUAGGAUUCUGUGAAUCCUCGGCCACCCACCUAAUAUUUCUCCCGGGACCGGAAAAAACCGACAGAGGACUGAUGGAAAAGAAGGGCAGUUUCUCUCGCUUCAUUUUGAUGGUCCUUUGGAGUCAGUCCACUUGUGAGGUGAGGGCGGGCUCAGAAUGUUUCAGUACUGUUUUAUAUUAUGUGAUGUUGCUCCUUUGGAAUGCACUCGUGAAAUAGAUUGGGGAGAUUGGA